AACAAUCAGUGCCAUAUUUCACUACCAUAUAGAUACUAGGAUGUCAGCACGCUAUGUACAGCCAGUUCGGUCUAAUUAUAAUGAAAAGCUAAUUACCAUACUUAGCAUCGAUGGAGGUGGAGUCCGUGGAAUUAUACCUGCAACAAUACUUGCGUUCCUUGAAUCCGAACUUCAGAAACUCGAUGGAAAAGAAGCAAGAAUUGCUGAUUACUUCGACUUGAUAGCCGGCACAAGUACAGGAAGCCUUGUAACAGCAAUGCUAACAGCUCCCAACGAAAACAAUCGCCCACUAUAUGCUGCAAAAGAUAUUUGCCCUUUCUACUUCAGCGAGUGCCCAAAGAUAUUCUGUGAAGAAUCAAAAGUGCAUAGGCAAGCUACUAAACGGUACAAAUUCCCUUGGUCUGACGAUCCAAACUGGCUAUCAGAAGUGACGUGGAAAAAGAUCGCCAGUACAGCAUAUGUAUCGGUCAAAUAUUUCAUGGCGUGGUUACUCACAGUGGUGUUUCAUCCUAAAUAUGAUGGAAAAUAUUUACGGAUGGUGACAAAGGACAUUCUUGGAGCAAGAAAACUGAACGAAACGUUAACGAAUGUGCUAAUUACGAGUUUUGAUAUUAAACUUCUCCAUCCGAUCUUUUUCUCCUCUUUUCAGGCAAAAAGAGAUGCCACCAAGAUCGUAUUACUCUCUGAUGUGGUAAUUAGCUCAUCAGCAGCACCUUAUUUUCUCCCCCCGCAUUUUUUCCGUACCAACACGGCCAUAUACAACCUCGUUGACGGUGGGGUUGCAGCUAAUAAUCCUACAUUGCUUGCAAUACGUGAAGCGACAAAGAUAAAUGGUAACCGGCAAAACUCAUAUUAUAGUUCUCAAGAUUAUAGCAAGUACCUGGUAUUGUCUUUAGGCACCGGGUCUGCCAAAAGACAAGGAUAUGAAGUACAAAAGAGCCAGUGGGGUUUACUUGAUUGGUUUGCCAGUGAUAAAGGCACUCCUCCAUUACUUGAUGUCUUCUGUAAUGCCAUGGAUGAUAUGGUUGAUAUUUACUUGUCCUUGAUCUUCCCAACCCAUCAUAACUGUAGCCAAAACUAUCUCCGAAUCCAGGAUGACAACAUGAAGGCUAAUGAAACCUCAACAGAUGAUUCAAGUAUGCCAAAUAUGUUGAGGUUGGAGAGGAUCGGAAAAGCUCUCUUGGAGAAACGAGUUUCAAUGACAAACUUGGACACUGGUUUGCAGGAACCUGUCCAAGGGGCACGCUCUAAUAAAGAUGCCUUAGUCGAAUUUGCUGGAAGAUUAUCAGCAGAAAGGCGACGACGGAUGGCCAUUGUUAAUUAUUGAUAUGUUCGAUAGUAACGCUAACAAACCGCAAAAGUGAGCAACAUCAUGAGGCAAAGUAUGCAGAUUUUUGGACAUUAUGUCAUCAUCGAAAGAUUCGAAAUCAUAUAUCGCUCAUUUUACCCUAAGUAGUCACCUUACAAAAUGAAAUGCCGUCAAAAAUGCAUUAUGUCGUAGUUGAGGAAUUUUUUGACACCUCUUGAACCACCACUGUCUAGUUACCAUAAUGUUGGAUGGUUGAAUAUCUGAACAAAGUUGUAUACUCGUAUGGUUCAAAUCAAUCUGAAUUCUGAAAUGUCAAUUAGGUUUCUUCUUCA
This is a messenger RNA of Papaver somniferum (opium poppy), 1641 nucleotides long. RefSeq names its product patatin-like protein 2. The coding region runs from base 41 to 1327 and encodes 428 amino acids. Lineage: Eukaryota; Viridiplantae; Streptophyta; Magnoliopsida; Ranunculales; Papaveraceae. Gene Ontology annotation, molecular function: monoacylglycerol lipase activity; glycerophospholipase activity. The record is from RefSeq and is a predicted model, not a curated record. The transcript is spliced from 6 exons. Gene Ontology annotation, biological process: lipid metabolic process.